This is a messenger RNA of Cuscuta campestris, 982 nucleotides long. Lineage: Eukaryota; Viridiplantae; Streptophyta; Magnoliopsida; Solanales; Convolvulaceae. The record is from the annotation of a GenBank genome assembly.
GCGGGUACAAUCCGUUGGAUUUUAAUAUUUAGGUCAGACUCUAGAUCGUGUUUUGAGUUAAGGCAAUUGCGUUUUACUGUCUUGUUUUUUGUUGUGGUUCUAAAGACUAUCAAAUUGUAUGAGCAGCAGGAUAGAUUUACUUCAACAACUGACAACAUAGUAUACAACGAAAUCCUACAACACAAACGGUACUCUUGCUGGACAGGACCGCUGGACGCAUACUACCCAAUAAAUCAGGUUGGUAUUUCAAUGGAUACUCAAUUACUGGGUGAAAACGUAGUGAUCCGAGAGACUAAGGUCUGCGCAUUCUAAGGCUGAGAUUAGCUAGGCAAGGUUGAUCAAAGAGGUGUGAAAAUUUCAUGCAGUAAGAGAGUGUGGACUUGAAGUGCAAGCUGUAGGGAUAUGGCUUUGAGGGUAGCCACACUAUGGAGUUGCUGGGACAACGGAAAAAACAUAGGACCCACAUCCGGCUUCCAUAACUUUGCUCACGCCAUUGCACAACCAAUUCCAAUGGACAGCAUCAUCUUUGGCAAUCCCAUAGCGCCAAUAAAGACCCAGAUUGCAAAUCAGGAAAGGAUUGAAGGGAACAUUGCUUACAAAUUCCAAGAUAUCACUUUCUUCAAUGGGUCUAUGGAACUAAUGGCCGUCCCUAAAAAGAAGCUUCAUCCUCUAACAACUUUCUUAACAUGACAAUUAAUUUUUAACACGCUGAAAGUACCAUACUACCAUUACAUAACCUUUUCAAAUUGCUAAAGGAGCAAUGAGACGAAAAAUGGUGCAAACCAAGAUGCAACUUGACAAGCAAUAGUCCUUCUCAGAGAUGCAUUUGGAUAUACAGUAACCGGACUCAAUUUGUUGGUUGAUGUAACAACAGGAAGGAAUCUGUUUUCCUCCACUAACACUUACAAAACUACAGUUCUACACCAACCUCAAAUCCGAAAAUCAAGUCCGGAAAGAAUCAAGUCCGCAUUUGAAGUCCGGA